UGGUUUGCAUUUUGUUUGGUUGUUAUUUGAAUAUUUAUAGCAGUACUCAAAUAAAUGUAAUUAAAAGUGGUACAUUAGUGCACAAGAUGAUUUUCUUCGGUUUUUUACUAGGAUGGUCCUUCAUUCAGGGAUUUCUAGCUAACGAUACGGAGAUUGUACCACAUGGACUUGUAAAAAGAGCGAAAAAACCAGAGUGUGUGUUUCAAGGCCUCGAAAUCUUGAGAUGUGACCGGAGAGAAUGGAGUGAAGAUGAAAAGUUCACCGAUUAUUUGCUUAGCCGCCGACGCCCAUAUAGAAUACUCGCUUUGCCCAAGAUAACUUUAGGCUGUGAUCCGAGAGAUCUGAGCAUUAGAUGGAGAUAUAUAAAAUUAGGGGGAUCAUCCGAGUCAUAUAUUAUGGAGAUGUAUAAUGGCAAGUUUGUUUACACAACCAGGGUUUUUUAUCAUUGGUAUCCUUAUAAGUUAGAAGCGAUCGUCAGAGGUUACGGAAUUGAGCGAACUGCAACCUGCGUUGUCUCUUUUGAGCCAGAUCCUCCUAUGGCGUUCAUUUCUGGUGGAACUAAGAUAGUAAUGACUUUUGCCCUUCCGAUAUACCUUCUUGGUAAUAAUUCAAAAGCUUACGAUUAUCCUCCCCCGACAAAAGAGAUCAUCUAUCGGUGGGAAUGCAAAAUUAUGGAUAGACCUGCAGGCGAGGGCUGGAUCGACUGGAUGACCAAUAAAGCUUUGAACUCGAUUAAGAUGUUGACAGAAUGGUUUCCAUGGCUCUGUCCAGCUUAUAAUAACAAACUUGGCGAUGGGCCGAUAUUAAGGUAUAAACUUUUACAACCGAUUACUAUACUAUUCAAUAUGGAGGUAAAAUUAAUUGUUAACACUCCUUAUCAGUAUACUGAGGAUACAGACACCAUAGAACUAGAAUGUAACCCAGUUCGAGUGUAUCCAGUUCAAAUUAGAGAACUUAAAAAUGCUUAUAAAUAUAUAAUUCCUUAUGAGUCUAUGAUUUUUCAAGCAGUGUGCCCACACUGUGGUGGUACUGCAGAAUUCGAAUGGACUUUAAGUGGAGGACUUGAAAGCCUUGAUAGCAGAUACGUUAAAGUAAAUAGAGACAUCAUUGUAAUCAGGAGGGAGUACGACAACUCCAAAAAUAUAUUGAACAUCACAUGCACAACCCAUGGACGCAUAUUCACGGCGCCGUCUUAUCGUCAUAACAUUCGGGCUAGUGUGUUAGAAUCACCCAGUUGUACUAUGAAGCAAGAUACAGAUCCUCAUGUUUUUAAAAUAUCCUGCAGUUCCAAUGCUAAUCCUCCAUUUGACAAACGAAAACGGUAUUAUAGGGUUUAUGAGAACGACCCCCACAGGAUAAUGUUAGGCACAAUCUACACAAGCAACCACCAUAUGAUUUUUGGACGUGCCACUACAAAAUAUGUUGUCGACACGGUAGAUGUGGGUGACAGAAUUUAUUCCGGUUCGGUAGAGCUGGAUGCUAAUUUUGAUUUUAAACCAAUGUUUACUGGAACAAUUGAAGACGUAAUCAAAGGUUUAAAAGGUGUAUACGAGGGAACUAUCAAGUUCUGGACCGGCCUACCGGUUAAAUGGCUUGGCGAACAGAACGAGGUGGAAUGCACAACGCAAACAAUGCAUGUGAUACUUAGGGACCUACAAAAUACCAAAUUUAAUCUUACUCCCGAGAACCUUAUUGAAUUGGCCAACUUCAAAGUACAAAUGAUGGAUGACCUCAAAGAACUCGAUUUUGGUAUGGAUUUAGAUUACGCGCGCAUCGUUUUAGGCGUUUUGCUUACAUCAAGUGAAACAGCAUUGCAAAUGGGAGCAAAAAAUGCGAAGGAAUAUUACAAAACAGCCGAAGCGAUGAAACGUACAGCGGACAAAGCGCUCUUAAUAAUAGAAGAGAGCGUUGAACCUAUACUUUUCAUGGCGGACGUGAUACUAUAUGCCAGCGGUAUGGUAGACCUUUGGAUUUUACUAUCCAUACCAAAUGAAGGAGAUAUUAAGCCUCCAGAUGUAGUAUCUAAUAAGAAUGAUGCCGUAGGGGAUAUUCUAAUGGAAGACAUCACAGAAAAUUAUGACCAAUAUGAAAGUUUGGAUCCCGAAAGAGAUACCAAAAUAGCUUACUACAGGGAAACCUGGCGACUGAUGGAGGAAAGCUUUCUUAAUGUCGCGCGCACUUUACUGCAAGCAACUGUAGAUGGAGAUGAUGGAAUAGAUAUAAACACAUCCAAAUUACGCUUCCAAUUGAUUUCAGAGCCUACUAAUGUAUUGUAUUAUAUCGAAAUUGGAUGGGCACCCGUAUACAAAGUCAAGUUUCAACCUAAACUUGCUAAACUAUAUGACUGGUAUAAAUAUUUGAGCGUUUUGGUAGUCGAAUUUAAGAGCAAUGAGAGCAAUCCUCUUUGGUACGAUUUAAGUAAGGAGUACUAUCGCCUCCCUGUACUUUAUGUUCAAUUAUUCGACACAAGAAGCUCGGUCGGGAUGAUUGAAGAUUUGCUUCGAAUUGAGUUCAAUAUACAAAAGGACACAAACCCAGAAACUAUGUCUGGAGAUUACAAUCAGUUUCUGGCGAUAGCUCCACUUAAGCUUGAAAAAUGGAUACCAUCACGCAUGGAACGGCUUAUAAAUGUACAUCGCAUCGACGUAAAUCACGGUGCUGCCCUUUUUAUAAAUUUUCAGAUUGCAGAGAAGGAAUCGUUGGAGGUACUGGUGACAUAUAACAAAGUACCCUUGUGGGAACAGUUUGAUGAUGCUCGCUAUUCACAACAAGUGAAAACUUUCUACGCUCCUAACAAACUAUAUAUCUCCUUUAUCCCUCACGAAUUGACUAAAUAUGGUGAUGUGUGGGGAUAUAUCGCAGUAAGACCUGCUAAGUCAAAUGUGCAUAUGGAGCGCGAUACGUCAGACAUAAGUAUUAACUACAAUGUAUCCUUUAAAAUAUUCACGUGCGCGUACUGGAGCGUCGCUUUUAACACGUGGUUAACUGACGCUUGCUUUAUCUCAGAGGAAUCGACACCACAGUACUUGGUAUGCGUGUGUCACCAUUUCUCAUCUUUUGUGCGUGUCACAUUUGAUGCCCAACACGUAUUGGUACCAUUUCACAGUUUAAAAGUUGUGAUUCAGAGACAAAUUUGCUUCAUAGCUUACAUUGCCGUCUUUCUUGCACUAGCUCUAUACUGCCUAAUUUUGUGCUGCGGUGUUAAAAAGGGAGUGGAGUUAAACCAAACGAUGUACUAUUUGGCAGACAACAUCCCGGUAAACGCCUACGGUUACAUUUUGUGUGUGAAAACUGGAAUCCAGUCAGACGCAGGUACUACCUCUAAUAUCACAAUUAUCGUCGAAGGCACCAAUUGUGACAGCAAGCCACAUUUAAUCAACUAUCCUGACCCAGAAAUGAGACUACUUCAACGAGACCAGGAAGACACAUUUGUCUUUACAACGGAAUGCUUCUUGGGAGACAUUAUCCAAAUCGCACUUUGGCAUGACUCUGUUGGGGCGCGACCUUCAUGGUACUGUGAGUGGCUAACGGUAAUGGACAUGCAAACCAAGAAAGAAUAUUAUUUCCAAGUGAACGCUUGGUUUUCCGUACUGGACAAGGAAACCCGUCCCUUAAGAGUGAAAGUCGUAGACGAGAAGAUUCGAAAGAAACUCAGAGAUCGAAUGGGCUGUAUCAGUCGACUUGCACAAACUGCAAAGGAUCACCUAUUUAAUUUAUGUCAAACAUUUCAGACGACCGAUUUGCCAUUCUUCCACAGAAUGACCCUCAUACUAUCCAUUCACCUAUUGACAUUCUCGUGCGCGUUUUCUAUGUACGGAGUUCCAAAGCUUCGUAUGUAUGAUUCACUUGGUUUUGGGGAGAUUUCGAUAAAUGCACACGUGAUUGCUUGCUCAUUGUUUGCCGGCGCAACAUCUUAUUUUACACACAUCGCAAUUGUGACACUCUUCAGGUACGCGUUUUACAAAAAUCUGUUCACCCACCAAACCAUGUUCCUAGUUGUCCUCCCAUGGAUCAUGUUAAUAACGGUUUUAUUGGGCAGCUUUACAUUUCUGAUAAUUUACGGUUUUUGGCUCCCAUACAUUAGCAGCGUAUUGUUUAUGAUCUCGUCGGGCUUUGCGAUUUUGCAGAUCAUCUUUAUAUUCGAAGGCGCCCACAUCAUUUUCAAAAACCUGAUCUUCUUCGAUGUAGUAAAACUGAAUCGAUUCGUAACUGGCAUGGCCGCCGUGAUUCACGAAACCGAGUACCAGAGGGAUAAGUUAUACGAAAAAUUUGGCCCAUUUUUGCUGCGACCUUUCUUUUCCGAGAAAUACAAACCACUAACUAGAACGGAAUGGCUGGUAAAACGAGAAAAGGAAUGGGCGAGGCGUAGGUAUUCCAGAUUCAUGACAGACACCAUUUUGUAUAUCUUGUAUUUCUUGACGUUGUUAUUAUUUAUAAUAUACACGAAGAAUUCAACUAUCGGGGACGCUAGUACUAACUUGAAACAGAUUAUCGAUGGAAGCGCGUGGAAUGAGUAUUAUCGCUUUUCUAAGGUUCGCACUACAGAGGACAUUUACAAUUACCUAAGUCAAACCUUGAAAAGCGCCAUUAACGCCAAUAAUUGGUACAAUGGAUGGUUUGAAAGAAAUCCUGGACUAAUGAGAGACUUUAACACCAAGAUCAUCGGCAUUGGCAGAUUACGCCAAAUUAGAGUUUCCGAAGGAUGCACGGUCGCUCCCCAAUUUGCUUCUUAUUUUGAAAAGAACUGUAUGCCGGAAUACUCGUGGUUAAAUCGCGAUGAAAAAGUCUAUGUUCAGAAAUGGAAAGUUUUUAACGCGAGUGACAAAAGAAACAUAAUUUCCAAAGUGUGGGCGUAUCUGAAUGAAGGUUUUACAUUUGUGGGUGAUUCAGGCAAUUACCCAUCCGGAGGCUACGUUGCUUAUCUGCCGAGGGACAAGGUUAACUAUCCCACCACACUUGGUCACUUUCAAGAGAACAACUGGUUAGAUAAACGCACUAGAUUAAUAAGUCUCGAAUUUCUGGCUUACAACGCCAAUGCGAAUACUUUCCACGCAGUCAUGUUCGUAAUUGAGAAACUCGCAACCGGACUUUUUAUACAAAGCGAAAGGAUGGACACCUUUGAAGCAGUGAGCGCGAAUGACACGGACAAACAGAUAACGCUGAUAAUCUUUUUUGUGUUUGUAAUGUUAACAGUGCUCCUGUUGGCGCGAAACCUUUUGGAGGCAGGCAAUUACUGGGCUCUAUACUCGCACGAUUUCUGGUGCAUCUGGGAUUUCUGUACGUUACUGAUAACUUCGAUAUUUUCCAUUUUUUCCGCAUAUAAAUUUUAUUUGAUCGAAGCAUUCUUCCAACGUAUGAGUACGUCGAGGCAAAACACCAUGUUGGAGUACAAAGAUAUUGUAAUUGUCCAGAGAAUGAUUACCUUCUUCUUGGGCUUAUCAUUUGCUAUGAUUUUGAUAAGAAUCUUCAGUAUCAUGCAGCUAACGAAAUCUUUUCGUUUGAUAAAGAGUGCCUUUGGUGCCAUAUGGAAGAGUGCGGUUUGCCUUCUUAUAGUUCACUUACUAAUGCUACUCACUUUCUCGCUCUGCGCCAAUUGUUUCUUCGGCUCUCGCGUUAAAGACUUCCGCCACUUCUCAACCAGCUUCGAGACUUUGGUGCUACUGUCAAUGACUCACUAUAAUUCUUUUGAUUAUAACAAUUUUUGGGAGAAGGCAUCACUUGCACGACCAUUUUAUAUUUUCUUCGCAUCGAUCAUGCUAAUCAUUAAAGGAUUUUACAUUGCGAUCAUUUUGGUGCAGUUUCAAAAUGGAAGACGAAAUAUUGGUUUGGAUGCGACUUAUAAAUUUACUGAUUAUUUGCGGGAUGAAUAUAAGUUUCGUAGAGGAUUAGUACUUAGAAAAAAGAAAAGAUUCGCGGGUGGGGGGUUGCCGAAUCCAGUUGCGGCGCUAAACCAAACGCCAACGGUGAGCCCGAAAGAAUGGUCACUUCGCAACAAAAACGUUUAUAGUAUUUCCGAUUAUCGACUAUAUGUGAUGUCAUUGGUGGCUAAAUCUGUAAUCUUACAAGACGCGGCAGGCGUAGUAGCUACUGAUUCAGAUGAAAUGUAUGCGUUAGCAUUUCAUAUCUUAUGCAAGCAAGAAGACGAUUCAGCCCAAUUUACCGGCUUCAGAUCGCCGGAAUCGUCGCCAAUUAUAGUGUCGGACUUUAGAUUUAAGCAAAUGGAGCGUGUCGCCCAUAACAUUCUACUUAAAGGAGCAGGACCCAUGGGAGGAUUUGAACAAAACAUGUCUGAAUACAUGGAACGUGUUAAUGAACAACUUGACUUUACCAAGAAUACUUUAUCCACAAUUAAAGACGUUCUCGCACAUAUUGCAGUUAUAAAGCAUGAGACAGAAGAAGAUAAUACGUAGUUAGUUCCCGGUUUGUUAUGUAUUGUUUACAUUACCUUAGCUUAAGAAAAGGUAUGUUAGCGGUUAAUGUUUAGAAUAUUGCUAAUUAAAUAAAAAAUUUGUUACCUUUUAAUUACAAUGAAUUAGUCAAAUAUUCAUUGUUUGCGUUGCAUAACUGACUUAAGUCUUAAGGGUUUUGAAAAGUUCUAAAAGCCUUUUUAAGAUUUUUGUAGGCUCCUUGAAACUCUAAAGACCAUCAAAAAUCAUUGCAAACUAUUAGAGAGAAAACAUUUAAUAACUAAUGAAGGCUUGAAUCUUCUUAAAGGCCAAUGAACCUCUUUAAAGCUCUUGUGGUCGUUUGCACCGACAAAUUUAAGUGGAGCUUAGCAUAAGGGUAGCUUAAAAUCCAUGGCAACGAUUAUUGAGACAAUGGUUGCCAUAGAUUUUAAGCUAUGCUAAGCUAAGCUCCAUUUAUUCAUUAAUUAUCCCUCUCUUGUUCUGGGCCCUCAACAAGCUUGCGCCCAAUUAAUUGUCAUUAAUUGUGUCCAUUGCCUAUCAUUUAAACAGUUCGAAAACUAAUAUAAAGGAGGGCAUAGUUCAUUUAUAUUAUAUGACAUAGGUAU
This is a messenger RNA of Photinus pyralis (common eastern firefly), 7012 nucleotides long. Its product is annotated as polycystic kidney disease protein 1-like 2. NCBI's taxonomy places the organism in Eukaryota, Metazoa, Arthropoda, Insecta, Coleoptera, Lampyridae. Gene Ontology annotation, cellular component: membrane. The record is from RefSeq and is a predicted model, not a curated record. The transcript has 28 exons. The coding region runs from base 87 to 6410 and encodes 2107 amino acids. Gene Ontology annotation, biological process: detection of mechanical stimulus. Gene Ontology annotation, molecular function: protein binding; calcium channel activity.